This is a messenger RNA of Chrysochloris asiatica (Cape golden mole), 2329 nucleotides long. It is a transcript of the gene REXO5, whose product is annotated as putative RNA exonuclease NEF-sp-like. The transcript has 19 exons. Gene Ontology annotation, molecular function: exonuclease activity; RNA binding. Lineage: Eukaryota; Metazoa; Chordata; Mammalia; Afrosoricida; Chrysochloridae. Gene Ontology annotation, cellular component: nucleus. The record is from RefSeq and is a predicted model, not a curated record. The coding region runs from base 2 to 2329 and encodes 775 amino acids.
CAUGGAGUCAAAGAGGGAAAGGCCCGAGAGGCACCCUAAGAAGGGCAGGAAGAGAAAGCGAGCUCCCAACAGGCUGGUCGGGGCCGCGGAGGCGAUGAGGGCCGGUUGGGAUCUGGAGGAGAGGCAGCCUGACACCAAGAAAGCUCGGUUAUCUACCAUUUUAUAUGCUGAAAACUAUGAAGUAACCCACAGCCAGCUAUGUGAAUUGCUGAAGUAUGCAGUUCUGGGCAACUCCGCUGUUUCUAAACCCAGCUGGUGCCAGCUCUAUCACCAAAAACACUUGAACAACGUGGUGGUUUUUGUUCUACAGGGAAUGAGUCAGCUGCACUUUUACAGAUUCUAUUUGGAAUUUGGAGUUCUUCGAAGGGCAUUCAGACAUAAAUUCCGCUUGCCUCCUCCAUCAUCCAAUUUUCUAGCUGAUAUCACUGGACUGCCAAAGAAACAAACAAAUGAGGCUCUUCCCAGGACGAUAGAAGGGUCUUCACUUUCUGCCAGUAUAAAAGCCAACAUCAACCUGCAGAAUGACCCCAUCAUUCAGAAGUUUGGCUUUAAGAGAGUGGGUUUGGUUAGAUGCCUUCUGACAAAGGAGGAAAUGAAAACAUUUCACUUUCCAUUACAAGGGUUUUCUGGCUACGAAAGCUUUGUCCCUACUAAAUGUAGUGGUACUGUAACGGACAACAGCCCUCUCUUUGGACUGGAUUGUGAAAUGUGCCUCACGUCCAAGGGGAGAGAGUUGACACGCAUCUCACUGGUUGCUGAAGGAGGCUGCUGCAUUAUGGAUGAGCUGGUUAAACCUGACAACAGGAUUGUGGACUACCUCACCAGUUUCUCGGGAAUCACCAAGAAGAUUCUUAAUCCAGUGACGACCAAACUCAGAGAUGUACAGAGACAGUUGAAGGCAUUGCUUCCUCCUGAUGCUGUGGUAGUGGGCCACUCUUUAGAUCUGGACCUCAGAGUACUGAAAAUGAUACAUCCAAAUGUCAUUGAUACAUCAUUACUCUAUGUCAGAGAGCAGGGCAGAAGAUUUAAGCUGAAGUUUUUAGCCAAAGCUGUUUUGGGGAAAGAUAUACAGCGUCCAGACAGGAUUGGUCAUGAUGCCACAGAAGAUGCUAGGACAACCCUUGAAUUGGCUCGAUAUUUUCUUAAAUAUGGCCCAAAGAAGAUUGCAGGACUAAAUCUGGAGGCACUUGCUAGUCACCAGGAAUUGCAAACAGCAGGCCAAGAGCAAAAAAAUACAACAGAAGUUGGUCAACAGCGAAACACAAGUGUUUUAGAAUGCUUGGACUCAUUGGGUCAGAAACUCCUUUUCUUGACCCGGGAGACAGAUGCUAGUGAACUUUCUUCUUCCAGAAACUGUCGAAGUAUUAAGUGCCUUUCAAAUAAAGAGGUUCUAGAACAGGCCAGAGUGGAAAUCCCCCUGUUUCCCUUCAGCAUUGUCCAGUUCUCUUUUGAGCCAUUUUCCCCCAGCCUCACUGAGGAGAUGAACAAAAGGAUGAGGGUCAAGUGGUCAGAGAUGUCAACUGUCUAUGUUGGACCAUUUAACAAAAAUUGCAACCUUAAGGCUCUGAAGAGGGUGUUUAAGAGCUUUGGCCCAGUUAGAUCAAUGACUCUUGUUCUUGAAACUCACCAGCCUCAUCUCUGUGUCCAGUAUGAAGUCCUGGAAGCUGCCCAGCUGGCCAUAGAGACCUUGAAUGGUGCUCUGAUAGAAGGUAUCUCUAUCAAGGUGCAGAGGCCUGUAACAGAGCUCACCCUCGACUGUGAGACCCUUGUGAAUGAACUGGAACAAGAUUCUGAGAACGAAGGAACUAUUUACCUGUCUGGAGUCAGUGAAACCUUCAAAGAACACCUAUUACAGCAGUCCAACCUUUUCCUUGGCCUGGAAGCUGUGAUCUUGCCUAAAGACCUUAAGAGCGGAAACCACAAGAAAUACUGUUUCCUAAAAUUCAGAACUUUGGACAGUGCCCAGAGGGCCCUCGACAUUCUCACAGACGAGGACUGGAAACUGAAAGGCAGACAUGCACUGACCCCCAGGCACCUCCACUCCUGGCUCAGGGGCUUGCCUCCUGAGUCCAGAAGACCUCCAGGACUUCGUGUCUUACCUCCACCCUCAGAGAAGCAAGCCUUACAGGUCUUGAAGGUGGACCACCCCAAGAUAGCAGCCUGGCGCUGGGGACGCAAGAUUGGGAAGCUCUACCACAGCCUAUGCCCGGGCACGCUCUGCCUCAUCCUACUGCCAGGAACUGAGAGCUCUCAUGGAUCGCUCUCUGGCCUAGGGCUGAUGGGAAUCAAAGAUGAAGAGGAAAGUACUGCCGCCGCCGUGUCUUUGUGA